CGAGCGGCCUCUCGGGUCCGGCGGUUAUUAUUAGCAGCGUUAUCACCCUCCUCCUCCUCCUCCUCCGGUCCUCCCCUUCCUCCCCCUGCCCAUCCCUCCGCCGCUGCCCCGCCAGCCGCAUCGCUGCCGCCGGACUCGGCUCCGCCGCUGCCUGCGACGCUGCCGGCGGCGGCCUCGGUGCUGCCCGGCCCGGCCCGGCCCGGCCGCGGCGCCCAGGUCCGACGCAUCCGUCGCAGGACGUGAGCGGCGCUUCGCUGACGCCCGGGGCUCCCGUCGCCGGAGCGGGACGGCCGCCUCGGAAGCCCCUUCCAGAGACGCCGCGGCUUGGGGGGCAGCACCCCACGCCGUGCCUUGGCUUUCCCGAAGGCCGCGGGGGGCCGUAGGCUGCUCGUUUCCCAGCGGCGGGCAGGCAGAAGAGUUUGAUGGAGAACCGGUCGGAUGACAGCGGGAACUGUUGUUAUCACCGGGGGAAUCCUAGCGACGGUGAUCCUGCUGUGCAUCAUCGCCGUGCUCUGCUACUGUAGGCUACAGUACUACUGCUGCAAGAAAGAUGAAUCUGAUGAGGAAGAGGAGGAGGAGGAGGAAGAGGAAGAGCCUGACCUUCCCACUCACUCACAUCUCGGCACUUGCAAUGCCUGCAACUCUCGCAUCGUGGACGGCCAGGGCAGCCCCGCGUCCCUACCCAACGAGCUCAACCAGCAAGGGGCUCACAACUACUGCCCGACCUGCUCCCCCUACGGCUCCCCCUUUUACAUACGGACUGCCGACAUGGUGCGCAACGGGGGCGAGAGGAUCACCUACACGCCCACGUGCUACAAGGAGAUGGGGCAGCCCAUCGGCAUGGCGACCCUCCAAGGCUACCCGGUGAGCCGCCACGGCGUCCUUCGCGAGAGCUUCCCAAACCCGAGGGCUAUCAGUACAGAAGUAUAAUCACCAUCGUCACUAGCACAGGGUGCUCCAAGCAGACGCCCGCUCGAGGGAAGGGGCUUUUCACUUGUAUUUGUGGGGGUUCGUGCAGAGAGGACCUCGUAGUCCAGUCCAAGACCAGCACAGUCCUCCUGCUGAACUGCCCGGCACUGCUAAGCUUUAUGGGUAAGCAGAUGAGAGAGACGUCAAAGGACGACGUUAGAACAGUGAUCCUUGAACCCGUAAUAAGUGUAAUUGUUAUUCUACUCUAUCUCCUGAAUGGACUUGUCUAAUGAGGGCUAUGUACAGUACAAACUAACCUAACUAUCCAAGACUUCCCUGACCUUCCAGACUUCCCGAGCCUAGAACGAGGUCUUUGGUGUCUACACUAAGCAACCCUACCUGUCACUACCCAAGGCAAUACCCGCAGCCUCCAGGAUGGAUGAGCCGAGCACAAAGAGCAACGCGUGGCAUCCCGGGAGCCGCUGCCUCCAGCAGUGAUGGCAGCAACGGGGCGGAGGGAAGGAGAGAGGCGGAAAAUCCCAACACCGAGUGCUCCUACCUGAUGGAAGAGCAAAUAAGCAAAGGUUUUGAUUGUUCUUCUCCCCUCGUACUGCAUUAGUUUCCAUUAAUGGUUAGCUUUUCUAUUAGAAGGUAAAAUAGGACACUGUCUCCUACCUGCUUCAGUCUUUACACACACUGAAGAAGUUAGAGGAAAUGAAUUUAGAUGACUGCAAGGGAGGCGAAGGGGCUGGCAAAACUACUCACAUAUGCUAAUGGACACAGGUUGAUCCUUCUGCUUCCAAAGCCCCCACACCUUUUAAUCUUCACAAGCUUUCUUAGGAGUGAUUUUUAACUUGGGCUGAUAAAAAUGUCAAGAUUUUACUUACAGGAAGAAUUGCACCUUCAAGGAAAUGUGGUAUGGAUCACCUUCAGCGUUCAAAGCCCUCAGAUUACCCUGACAUUUCUGGCAAGCUGUAAGGAAGAUUGCAUUUAGGACAGCUUUUGCUUUUGACAGCAACAGAGGAGCCCACCAGGUCACUUUUCCUCCUUUGCCGGGACUGUGACCUCCAGUGGGGCACCCCUCCUUUCCUUUCUGAAGAGGAGGAUGUGAGACCUGAGCCUGGGUUCAUUGGCUCUGCGGCCGGUAAUGACAACUUGGCCAGUGACUCUGUCUUUCUGCAAAAAUGAAUGUGGGAAAGUUCCUUCUUCCUCCAUAAAUCAAAUUAGGUGAAAAAUUACUAAAAAGGCAUCUCCGUCAUUCACAGGCACUUCCAUAGCAACCAAAGCAGGAUGGGUCUGCUGAGCACUUCUCAUUCAUGGUAGGGAGGAGGGACCCAGACAGCAAAGAUUCCCAUAGCCUUACGGAUGCUAUUAGAAGGAAUAGCAGGAAAAUGGUUACCCUGCUUUUGCAAUAUGUGGUAGAACUGCUCAGAAAUAUGAGUGGGGCUUUUUUCACUACUACAAUUUUGAAAUUGGCCUGCUGCUCGCAGAAGGAUUUGGACUGAGCAGUCUUAACUUCCCUAUUUAUGCGUGGCUAGAAUAGGUCUCAGUAUGAAGGCACGUGUUGCCUGAGCCUCAGUCAGCUAUGUUAUCAGACAUAAGGCUACCCUACACUUUAGACCGGUUCAUGCCUUGGCAUCUCUGCUCAGACUACCAGAAAAGAGCGGGCCAAAUGAAUAGUAAGUAUGAUGAAGGUCCUUGUAACCCAAACACCUUUCCCCAGCCCCCAUUUAUGCAGCCUUUUGUUCAACAUUAUUCACCAUCUCCCCCACCUCCAGACCAGAAAGACACUGCAUUUCCAUUAUCUCGAGACUCAGUGUAGCUGCAUCUCUUUGUAUUACAGAGUCUCUUUCAAUUCUCCAAAUAGUGAUAGCAGGUCUUUAAACGGUCUCUCACAUUACAGGCAUGUAGGAAGGAAGAAGAAAAUCAGACUGUAGCAACAAAGUGCUUUGGAUCACACUAGCUGAUAGUCCAUAGCUCCCACUGCUGCCUGUCCAGACAGUACUCUUCCCUGAUAAUAUAGUCUGACUGUUCUUCUUGGCUAAUUCGGUGAACCCUGUUCUUUCCUGUUAGAGCAUCUGCCCAGCUAAGCCUCCACCCUCCUAGGAGCCAUAAGAAGUUCAGGUGCCGCAGUGUGAGCUGCGGGCUCCCACCUGCACCGCUCUGCCAGG
Messenger RNA from Dromaius novaehollandiae (emu), 3080 nucleotides. RefSeq names its product protein FAM163A. The transcript is spliced from 4 exons. The record is from RefSeq and is a predicted model, not a curated record. NCBI's taxonomy places the organism in Eukaryota, Metazoa, Chordata, Aves, Casuariiformes, Dromaiidae. The coding region runs from base 439 to 930 and encodes 163 amino acids.